Trematomus bernacchii (emerald rockcod) is the source of this 1685-nucleotide messenger RNA. It is a transcript of the gene asf1bb, whose product is annotated as anti-silencing function 1Bb histone chaperone. Gene Ontology annotation, molecular function: histone binding. Gene Ontology annotation, biological process: DNA replication-dependent chromatin assembly. The coding region runs from base 195 to 794 and encodes 199 amino acids. The transcript is spliced from 4 exons. The record is from RefSeq and is a predicted model, not a curated record. NCBI's taxonomy places the organism in Eukaryota, Metazoa, Chordata, Actinopteri, Perciformes, Nototheniidae. Gene Ontology annotation, cellular component: nucleus.
UACUUCCUUUAGCCCGGCCGCCUUUGGGUUUUGUUGGUGUUCUCGGAGAAGAAAAGUCAUAACUUUAACGACAGGCAACGUCAAAGCGUGCGAGUCCAAGAACACAGCGAUAGUCAAUGCCGAGAGACUCGUUACAAUUGGAUCAGCAAAGCUAAGUUAAUUUUCCAGGUCGAGGUGCCUCAGAAGAUAGCGCUAUGGCCAAGGUCCAAGUGUUAAAUGUAGCUGUGUUGGACAACCCGAGCCCAUUUGGAAACCCCUUUCAGUUUGAAAUAACGUUUGAGUGCAUGGAGGAUUUGCCGGAAGAUCUUGAGUGGAAGAUCAUCUAUGUGGGUUCAGCUGAGAGCGAGGAAUACGACCAGGUUCUGGACUCUGUUCUAGUCGGCCCGGUACCGGCUGGUAGACACAUGUUUGUGUUUCAGGCUGAUGCUCCUAACACAGGGCUGAUUCCAGAGACUGACGCUGUAGGAGUGACUGUUGUCCUUAUAACCUGCACCUACCGUGGACAGGAGUUCAUCCGCAUCGGUUACUAUGUCAACAAUGAAUACACAGAUCCUGAACUAAGGGAAAACCCACCUCUGAAACCAGACUACGCUCAGCUCCUGAGGAACAUUUUGGCCUCAAACCCCCGUGUCACCCGUUUCCAUAUCAACUGGGAGGGCUCAGCAGACAAGAUGGAGGACGGUGAAAAUGUUGACCCGUCUCCCAACAUCAGCGGCAUGCUCCCUCCGUCCUGUUUACCAGGAAAGAUGCCACCUAUUGGGCUGAUGCCGGAGAACUCCAUGGACUGCAUGUAAGAAUCAUCAGAAUAACAUAAUGGACAAGAAGCUCUUCCUUCAAUACACUCAACCACAGUGAAAACACCCAUUCGGACAAAGAGGCCAUGGAUUUAUCCAGACAACAUGUGGACAUUAACAGGAAGCAGGGAUAUGGCAGCAGGAACAAUAUUUUUAUACAGCACACACAAAUGGGAUGGAUCUGGAAAUAUUACAAAAUGUUUUUGUCUCUUGUGCAUUUCGACACACCGACCUGCACAACCAACAUUGCCUUAUUUUACUGUAUAAGAUAAUGUCAAAGCUGAGUCAGAGAAAGUUAAAAGGCCUCAAGUUUGGGUGAUCUUAAGACCACCAAAUCCUCACAGCAAGUCAUACUCAUACUGUGCUGCUCAUUUUGUCCUCUGGAGCACAGAUCAAAUCUAUGGGCAGUACUCUAUGUCAGAAUAGAUGUAGCACUAGCUGCUUAUAAUAAAUAAUUGUUCUGAAGGUUUGUCUCCUCUGAGCUAGAUUUGUAGCAUUUGAAUUACAUGUUCAACAAUAUUGGGUAUGAAAUAUGUGCCGUGUUCAGGGGCCUGUUGCAAGAAGUAGCUUUUAUUUGUUAAACGCUUACUAAUAGUCUGUAAAACAGCCUCUUUAAACAGGCUCCAGGUCAGAUAAUGUUCUUUAAAAUGUUACAAAAAAUGUCUGUCUGUAAUUAUGCACAAACCAUGUAGGUGAAGGAAACAAAGGAGAAAUGGAUUCUGUGUUGCAGCCAUGUUGUUUGGGUGUUUUAGGCUAACUGUAAAUAAUGUUUUUUCUCAGCGCUUAUUUUGUCUUCAGGAAGGGAAGGCAUGUUUUCUAUACUUACUAUAUAUUCUCUGCCUCAGUAUUUGUAACAGUGAUGGGGUUAAUAAAGUUUGUUUUGUGAACCUA